Molecule: messenger RNA, 3262 nt
Organism: Sardina pilchardus (European sardine)
Lineage: Eukaryota; Metazoa; Chordata; Actinopteri; Clupeiformes; Clupeidae
Gene: pkp2
Product: plakophilin 2
Exons: 13
Coding region: 118-2640 (840 amino acids)
Biological process (GO): cell-cell adhesion; intermediate filament bundle assembly; protein localization to plasma membrane
Cellular component (GO): plasma membrane; cytoplasm; intermediate filament
Molecular function (GO): alpha-catenin binding; intermediate filament binding; protein kinase C binding
Source: RefSeq, a predicted model, not a curated record
GUGUGGAGCAAACAGCAGUGACUCAAGCGAGGAACACCUGUCCUUCUCUCUCCACCUGAAGAGGUGGUGGCGAGUGUAUCUGCGCCGGAAGCAUCUGGAAGUUUGAAAGAGUGUGAAAUGGCUUUGGAACCGCGUUUCAUAAAGUCAGUUUUACCAGUACAGGAAAUAUUGCUGUCUUCAGAAGCCAAUGACACAAGUUUGGCUGUGCCUACAGAAGAAAAAAUUACGACAUCCAGGAAUUUGUUAGCUGAACGGAGCCUAAGAGUUCAGCAACAAGUGCAACAUACCCUCGCUCGCAAAGGAAGAUUAUCAUCCCACAGCAGCCCUCUUGCGACCAGCAGUAAGAGCUUAUCCAGCAGCUAUGGGAUGACGAAUGGACACUCCCUUCACCUGAACCGUAAUUACUCUCAUGGCCGACUGGUGACUUAUGAUGGUGGCAACAGCUUCACCUGGAAAGCGGGCCUCAAGAGUCCUCUGCAGCGUGUGGACGUGACUCCGGACGCCAGCCCCGUGCCCUUGCGUGCCCACCUGGGCCAGAGAGCGCAGCGCUACGGCCUCGGCCUCGGCACCGGCGCCAGCUGGGCCAACGGCUCCUUCACCAUGCCCGCGCCGCGUCCGUCCGCCAUGGAGCAGAGCCCUCGCUCGCUGCCGCCGUCCUCCCACCGCUACGCCCACUCCGAGGUGGUGCGCGGGAGCCGCUCGUACAACACCAUCCACGGAGCCGUGAACCGGCCCGCCAACCAGCCCCUGUCCCAGCCCAGGCCCAGACCCAGACCGCCGCCGGCAGCGCGGGAGGACCUCCAGAUGCACAGCAGCACUCCCUACCGGAGCACCGAGGCCCAGCGGGUGGCCAGGGGCACGUACGGAACACUCAGGCAGGCCGGGGGGCAGGUGGGGGGGCAGGUGGGGGGGCAGGUGGCGUGGCAGGUGGCGUGGCAGACGGCAGGGCAGUCCGAGGGCCAGACUGGGGGGGGCAGUCAGGACGCAGGCAGCCUGUCCUGGCUGAACCAGGUGGCCGUGAGGAGGGAGAGCCAGCGGUCAGAGGGAGAGAGGCCUUGCGGGUCUUGCCCAGGCUCUGUGGUCAGCAUGGAGCUGGACGUCAGCGUGAAAAAGGCGGCAGUUGGACAACAGGUCCAGCAGACAACGGUCACUGAACGGAAAGCGGAGGGGCAGGGCGCUAUGAUGACGGUGGAGAAAGCAGUCGCUCUCUUGGCACAGGACGACCUCGACAUGCAGGUUUCUGCCGCCUCCUUCCUGCAGCAUCAGUGUUUCAACAGUGCUGAGGCCAAGAAGAAGGUCUCGUACUUGCACGGCAUCGAGAAGUUGAUCGGCCUCCUGCAGAGUGACAGUGAGGAGCUGGAGCAGGCCGCCGCUGGGGCUCUGCGGAACAUCGUCUACGACAGCAACCAGAACAAGAUGGAGGUGAGGGACUGCGAGGGCGUACCGGCCGUCCUGAGCCUGCUCCGCACCAGCAGAGACACAGAGACCCGGAGACAACUCACAGGACUGUUAUGGAACCUGUCCUCCCACGACCAACUGAAGGAGUAUCUUCUGCGAGAGGCCCUGAGCACUCUCACGGAGUCUGUGAUGGUGCCCUGCUCCGGCAUCAACGAAGGAGAGAACCCCAAAGAGGACCUCUUGGCCGACUCAGAGGUCUUCUACAACGCCACAGGCUGCUUACGCAACCUCAGCUCGUCGGGCCCUGACGGCCGUAAGGCCAUGCGAGAGAGAACUGGCCUCAUCGACGCUCUGAUCUACUACAUACGAGGGACCAUCGCCGACUACCAGCCUGAUGACAAGACAACAGAGAAUUGUGUCUGCAUUCUGCACAACCUCUCCUACCAACUGGAGGCGGAGCUCCCUGUGAGGUACGCUGGAGACCUGUACGCGACGCGAGACACCGCCAUGGUCAAGACCAAGACCCCGGGCUGUUUCCCAGGCAGGAGUGUUGAGAUUGUAGAGCAGCAGGAGCACCAGCGCCCUCUGCUGGAGGACAAGUCCAACCCCAGCGGGGCCGAGUGGCUGUGGAGCGCCAUCACCACGCGCAUGUACCUGUCCCUCAUCGCCCGCAGCAGCCAGCAGUGCACGCAGGAGGCGUCCGUGGGAGCCCUGCAGAACCUGACCGCCGGGAACGGAGCGAUAGCAGAGUCGCUGGCUCACAUCGUAGUGCAGAAGGAGGGGGGUCUGUCCCAGCUGAAGGCCCUGCUGGAGGAGGGGGAGAUGGCCAUCAAGAAGACCAGCGUGUCCCUCCUGAGGAACCUGUCUCGCUUCAGAGAGCACCACAGUGAGAUAGUCAAGCAAGUGCUGCCUGAACUGGUGGCCAUGCUGCCCAGCUCGGACGUGGGCACCGACCUCCCGGCGGACGUCACCAUGUCUGUGUGCCACAUCCUCAUCAACCUGUGCCAGGCCGACACGGAGAACGUCCGCGCCGUGGUCAACUACGGAGCACUGCCCAAGAUCAUCAGCAUCAGCUCCAGGGACAACGGGUACGGACCCACCCGUGCAGCCCAAACAGCCGGUGUCCUGCUGCACACCAUGUGGAACCAAGCUGAGCUCCGUGGAGCCUACAAAAAGGCUGGAUAUCGAAAAUCGGACUUCAUCAACAGCCGGACGCUGAAGGCGCAGCCCGCAUGUGACUGAGGGGCCUUAAUGGAGAAGAGGGAGACGGAGACGCGGGUGAUACCUCAUCACGCAUGACAAGCGUGUGACCGGUUUCACUGACAGGCUGCUUCGCCUGAAUGCGCAAACAGAAAGGGUGUGGCACUUGUUUUUCUCCACCUCAUUAGGUAAAGUGGCACAGAGAAGCCUGGGUGGGGUUGUUCGAUUUGCAUCGGGCGCGCGGCUCUGGUUUCAAAAGCACCUGGACUGGCACUCCACUGCCCUGUCCCUCAUCAGGAGGAGUGUCCCUCUCAGAGUGGACUAUGGGAUGUACUGUAGCACAUAGAGAACGUAGAGAAAAGUGUAUAGUCAGAGGUAGUCACAAACACUGACUCUCACUCAGAAGUUUUCAAAGAACUAGUUUUGUUGCUGAAUAUAAACGAGAUAAACAAUAAACGAUAAACGUACAUCGGCAGUGAUGAAGACUCCGUUUCCAGCCAUUCACUGAAUAUUUAGUGACUUUUGUGGAUUCAGAUUCAUCCUUUUUGCAAUGCUCAUGUCUUAACAUUUCUUGUGUUUGUUUUGCCAGCAAUACAUAGUUUUGCCAUUUUGUCUAGUAUUUAAUUAAAGAUUAUUAAAGACCACAAUUCAUGUGGUUAUGGAA